Molecule: messenger RNA, 858 nt
Organism: Aegilops tauschii subsp. strangulata
Lineage: Eukaryota; Viridiplantae; Streptophyta; Magnoliopsida; Poales; Poaceae
Molecular function (GO): protein binding
Source: RefSeq, a predicted model, not a curated record
AUGAGCGACGAAAUUACCAUCACCAGUAGCGCGCCGGCCGCGCCUGCCUCCCCGCUGGACAACGAUGAUCUCCUGGAGGAUAUCCUUCUCCGUCUCCCACCGCAGCGGUCCUCUCUCCGGCGCGUCUCCGCAGUUUGCAAGCGCUGGCGAGGCCUCGUCGCCGACCCCAGGUUCCUCCGCCGCCGCUUGGAGCCGCCCCUCCUUGGCGCCCUCGUGUGCAGCGACAAGGAGAUUGUGUUCACCCCCAUCCUAGACCCCACGGAGGGCACCCCUUUGGAGCGUUUUGACCUUGGACACUGCAGCAAGCGCCGUCAUUACCGUGUGCUCGACUGCCGUCACGGCCGUGUCCUCGUCAAAGACAGGCGGCGGACAGAGCUUGUUGUGUGCGAACCCAUUACAGGUGAGCAACACCGCGUGCCGAUUCCGGCAGAAUUCCAGUGGACCCAUGGCCACCUCGACGGGGUGGUGCUUUGUGCCGCCACAGCGCCUGACCGCAUGCACGGUAGCUGCCAGUCCAGCUCAUACAAGGUGGCACUGAUGUCCAUGAUUCCAUGUACAAAACUGACAACAUUCAUUGCAUGCGUUUACUCCUCAGAGACUGAUGACAUACUUCAAUUUGAUUUGGAUAGAGGGACGCUUGCCAUGAUCGAGGGGCCUGGUCUUAAUGAACCCCACAAACAUCGGAUCAUCAAAGCAGAGGAUGGUCAUGUUGGUCUUUUCGUGUUAACUGAAUAUAGCAUUCAAAUGUGGCACAUGAAGGUCAAUUAUCAAGGUGUUACCACUUGGUUGUUGCGCAAUGCUGCAAUUCUUGGGAUCUCUCCUCAGCAAGUAAGAAUAUCACUUGAAUAUAGUUUGUGA